Molecule: messenger RNA, 1893 nt
Organism: Colletotrichum graminicola M1.001
Lineage: Eukaryota; Fungi; Ascomycota; Sordariomycetes; Glomerellales; Glomerellaceae
Product: GMC oxidoreductase
Exons: 9
Coding region: 1-1893 (630 amino acids)
Biological process (GO): secondary metabolite biosynthetic process
Molecular function (GO): flavin adenine dinucleotide binding; oxidoreductase activity, acting on CH-OH group of donors
Source: RefSeq, a predicted model, not a curated record
AUGUAUUACCCAUUGGUAUUGGUUUCCUUUGCCUUCUGGACGCUCCUUCCUCUCUCAAAUGCCCUCCAUAUUACGAACCAGACCAUUGACAAAUUUCUACUUGGCGAGUAUGAUUACGUCGUUGUUGGAGGUGGUACCUCGGGAAUGGUAGUCGCGAACCGCUUGAGCGAAGACCCGAACGUAACUGUCCUCGUGAUCGAGCGCGGCGAACUUGACGCACGCGAGAGUUACAUCAUCGCUCCUGGGUACAUUGGCCUCCAGCCUCCCUCGCCCUAUGUAACGAGUGUGGGAACUGCCCCUCAGAAUUCUCUCGACGGCAAGACGCGUGAUAUUACCCAAGGCAGAGUCAUUGGUGGUGGCUCGGUAUGGAACGGGAUGUGCUGGACCAGAGGCGCGGCUGCCGAUUUCGACGGUUGGGAGGAAUUGGGAAACGCGGGUUGGGGAUGGCAGAGCCUGCAGCCGUACUUCAGGAAGGUUGAGAAGUACUCAGUCGAUAUUGACGCGGAUGUGCAAGACCGCCUCAACAUUCACCCCAAUUUGUCGGUUCACGGAACUGAAGGAUCGAUUGAUGUCGCUUACCCACGGUACUUCUACGACGCAUCAGCUCAUGUUCUUAACGGUCUCUCAGAGCUGGGCCUCCCGCUUACGGGCGACCUUAACACGGGCGACUCAACGGGGGGUACAAUCGUCCCAUCCAGCAUGUCUCCCACCAACCAGACUCGAUCCGAUGCGAGAAUCGGAUAUUACGACACCGCUGCUUCCCGCUCGAAUCUACACGUCUUGACCGGGCAGACUGUCACGCGGCUGAUUCUGGGCUUGCCCAACUCACAAGGCACGGGCGGGGGGCGUCGUAUCAUCGGAGUCGAUUUCGCUUCGGAGUCUAUGGGAAUCAACCGGACGGUAACGACCAACAAGGAGGUUAUCCUCGCCGCCGGUGCAAUCCAGUCCCCUACCCUCUUACAAGUCUCGGGUAUUGGCCCUACAGAAGUUUUGAGCUCUUUGAACAUCCCUGUUCAGAUCGAUCUACCAGGAGUUGGAAACAACUUCCAGGAUCAUCCCAUGGCUCAAUUUCCGUUCGAGUACACCAAUUCGUCCCUUUAUACAUCUCACAACAUUACUGGCGAUGCUUUCGAUGACGCGCUCACUACUUUGAUCACCAAUCAUACCGGACCAUUGACGGCACCCCUGAUCAAUACCGUUGCCUUCCCAAACCUUUUUUGGCACGGGGACGAAGGGAAAUCCCUCCAAAACGCCGCAACCAAGUCCUCCUCCGAUUCCCUCCCUCCCGAUGCUCCGCCAACAGUACAGGCCGGCUAUGCAGCGCAAAGGCGUAUCGUUCUCGAUCACCUCACCCGCGCCGACGUCGGCGCCUACGAACUCCUCGCCGCCUCGUGGGGCUCGAUCUCUAUCGCCGCUCAGAAGCCACUAUCGCGUGGCACCGUUCGCCCAAAGUCCGGUUCCAUGUUUGACGAGCCACUACUCGACCCGCGCUACUGCGCAGACCCGCUCGACUGUGAGAUCAUCCGGCUCGGCCUGAAGACCUCACGGAGACUCAUGCAGACGGAGGCGAUGACGCCGCUGCUGCCCGUGGUAGAUGUACAGUUCGAGUCAGCCGAUGAUACGGAGCUGAUGGCGACGAUCAAGCCGCUGGUCGGUACGGAAUUUCACCCCAGUGGAACGACGAGUAUGAUGCCCGAGGAGAUGGGUGGUGUCGUCAAUGCCCAGUUGAUGGUGUAUGGGACGUGUAAUCUGAGGGUGGUUGAUGCGGGUAUCAUGCCCUUGAUCCCGUCUGCGCAUCUCCAGGCUGCGGUGUACGCCGUGGCUGAAAAGGCCGCGGACAUCAUCAAAGUUGCCGCAAAAGACCCUCCAGCCUGCCCCUCCGGUCUGGUAUAG